UCGGGUCUGAAUCUAACAUGGCGGCUAACGUCAACACCAACCCGUCCCAGCUGCUGCCGCUCGAACUUGUGGACAAAUGCAUAGGUUCACGCAUUCAUAUUGUGAUGAAGAGCGAUAAGGAAAUUGUUGGAACACUCCUAGGGUUUGAUGACUUUGUCAAUAUGGUGUUAGAAGAUGUUACAGAAUUUGAGAUUACACCUGAGGGAAGAAGAAUCACAAAGCUAGACCAGAUUUUGCUAAAUGGAAAUAACAUAACAAUGCUGGUUCCUGGAGGAGAAGGACCUGAAGUAUAAAUUGAUGCAGUUGUCAUCUAUGAAGAAGUGUUUCUUUUUUUAUCUGUAUGUGUAUAUAUAUAAUCUAAAUAGAGGGUUUGGGAUAUGGGUGGGUUUUGGUGUGUGUUGUUUGGUGGUUGGUUGUUUUUGGUUUUGUUUUGUUUUGUUUAUACACGCUUGCAAUUGACAUUUGAUAAAAGACAAGGAUUUCCUCUUCAGGAAAGGUGCAUUACUUAUGAUAAUACUGACUUUGUAAGUUGAAAUCAUGGCUUUCUUGUAAAGAUGUGCUAAUCUGUUCUGAAUUGCUGGGGCCGGAGUAUUAACAGUAAGAAAUGUGUAUCAGAAGAUAUGAAGGACAUACUGUCCUUGAAACAGGGAAGUUGCUUAAAGUUGUGAAAAACAGGAUGUUGAACAGGGAUGUGCUUACCGCAAAAAUGCUGAAGUAUUGCAAAGUAUGCAAAACUUGUUAUCCAAUCAGAAUGUAUGUUAUGCUUGUGUUUGUCGCGUGAACAGUAGUGAUAAGCCAAUGAGCUUGCUUGACAAGGCGCGUGAUUGCAUGUACGGAACAUUAGGACAUUAUAAAAAGAGAACAUAUCACGGAAUAAACUGAAGCUGAUUUACUCAUCA
Messenger RNA from Tyto alba (common barn owl), 899 nucleotides. Its product is annotated as U6 snRNA-associated Sm-like protein LSm5. Gene Ontology annotation, biological process: mRNA splicing, via spliceosome. Gene Ontology annotation, molecular function: RNA binding. The coding region runs from base 18 to 293 and encodes 91 amino acids. The transcript is spliced from 5 exons. Gene Ontology annotation, cellular component: U4/U6 x U5 tri-snRNP complex; U6 snRNP; Lsm1-7-Pat1 complex. NCBI's taxonomy places the organism in Eukaryota, Metazoa, Chordata, Aves, Strigiformes, Tytonidae. The record is from RefSeq and is a predicted model, not a curated record.